GACUUUCUCCAUAUAAUAGAGGGAAGCAGGACGACAGCUUCUAAAAGAGAGAGAGCAGACAACAACUCAUGGUGGUGGACUUGCUGUGCAAACCUAAAGGGAACAGCUAAGAAAAUGUGUAAGGGAUUAGCUGCCCUGCCCCAGACAUGUCUGGAAAGGGCUAAGGAGAUCAAGACUAAAUUGGGAACUCUGCUUCAGAAGCCAGAGAAUUCCAUCGACCUUAUUAUCCCCUACCAAGAAAAGCCUGAGAAGAAACCAGAGAAGCUUCAGAAACCCACACCUGAAGAAGCCGCCCAAUGGCGCGAGUCCCUUGAAAAGGUCCUUUCCAACAGCUAUGGUCUGGCCACCUUCAAGAGCUUCCUCAGAUCUGAGUUCAGCGAGGAGAAUAUUGAAUUCUGGGAAGCUUGUGAGGACUUCAAGAAGACCAAGUCCCCCCUGAAAAUGGCCAUCAAAGCUAAGAAGAUUUAUGAGGACUUCAUUCAAACCGGUGGGCCCAGAGAGGUGAACAUCGACCACUUCACCAAAGAUGUGACUCUGAGGAACCUGGUGGAUCUUUCUCCCUCCACCUUUGAGCUGGCUCAGAGCCGGAUCUACACCCUGAUGGAGAAAGACUCCUUCGGUCGGUUCCUGCGGUCUGAGCAGUACCAGGAACUCCUCAAGUAAACUGACUUGUCCAGCUGCAGGGAGACUCAUCACUUUGGUCACAAAUUUGUGUCACAGAAAUCCUUUUUACUCAAAGUCUUUAAUGUACACUUUUUAACAAAUCUCUAAAGCUCAUUAAACGAUACCACAGUUGGUGGAAGUGGAAAACAUCGGGAAUGGUUGCAAUGUCUCCCUGCAGCUGACUGAACUGGCCCACUGCUAACAAGAACAUCUUAACAAUGUGAUUCCUGCCCAGUGCUCUGAAUGUCAAAGCCAAGAACUUCAAGAAAAGAAGUUGAUUAGGGUUUAAGACACAGUAUUGCUCCUUAUAAAAGUGUGAUUUGUCAUUAGCAAACAUUUAAUUUGUACAAGAGCAAAAUGGCAAGGAUUUGAAGCGCCUCUUAAAAUCUUGUAUGUCCUAUUAAUUGGAGUCACACUCUUUUCUGACCCCUGUAGACUAAAUAAAGACUAAAACUGA
Molecule: messenger RNA, 1120 nt
Organism: Carassius carassius (crucian carp)
Lineage: Eukaryota; Metazoa; Chordata; Actinopteri; Cypriniformes; Cyprinidae
Product: regulator of G-protein signaling 5-like
Exons: 5
Coding region: 115-663 (182 amino acids)
Source: RefSeq, a predicted model, not a curated record